Spirometra erinaceieuropaei is the source of this 597-nucleotide messenger RNA. Lineage: Eukaryota; Metazoa; Platyhelminthes; Cestoda; Diphyllobothriidea; Diphyllobothriidae. The record is from the annotation of a GenBank genome assembly.
AUGGAAGCACUCGGACCGCAGCAACCGUCACAGCACCUUCACCACGCAUAUCGGCCUGGUCGAUCAACUGCGCAUCGAUCGCCUGGAGCACCAACCUACACCCGGCGCAUUCGCCAUCACUGUCCACACUGCCCUCGCACAUUCAUGAGCCGCAUUGGCCUAUUCGGUCACUUGCAUAUCCACGAGAGCGGAAUUGACCGCAGCCCUAACACACCCAGCACACCCACGCACCUAGCCCGCCCACAGCCCGCAAACCAGCGGGCCCUUCGCCGCCAAUUCCACCACGCUCAGCACAUCUUGCACACCCAGUAUGCUCAGCCCAACCCACACCCAUCGCUCAGCGCGUCCAUUACCACCAUCGUCGAAGCUGAUACCGGCGCCGCCGACGUCUCAUCUCCACACUGUCCCCCCAUAUUCACCUCAAGCAUCGGCCUGGUCAGCCACUUGCGAAUCCAUCACACAGGGGCUGGCGAACCAGUGGCUGGAGCAGCAACCUACACUCGCCGCAUCCGCCUCCUCUGCCCACAUCGCACUCGCACAUUUAUUCACAGCAUGGGUCUAUUAGGCCACAUGCACGUCCACGAGGACCUGGGGUAG